GUCGUGGCGUGGGAGCGGGGACGGCAGAGGUACUGCCGACUGUGGGAUUCACGGGGUGGGUUCUGGGUUGGUUAAGCCUCAAUCAAGAUACCAGCAAUGAUUGGAAGAAUUGCUCUGCCAAAAACAACAACUCUGUCACUAAAUGACAGGUUCUCCCACUUGCGUCAGCUGCGUGACCAGCAGCUGCAGCAGCAACAACAGCGGCAACAACAACAGCAGCAGCAGCAACAGCAGCAGCAGCAACAGCAGCAGCAGCAGCGGCCGCGGCUGCAACUGGGCAGCUCGCUGGAGAACCAACGGCUGGCUGCGCAGAUGGAGAGCCGGCCGUCGGUGCUGGCUGCGCUCGGCGGGCAGCGGGUGAUGCAGAAGCCAGCGGCGAUGGCGGCGGCGGCGCCCCAGAAGCGAAUGCACGUCAAGCAGCGUCUGGCGAUUCAGGCGCGGCUGGGCGUGAUGCGCGCGCCGGCCGGCCGGGACUUCUCCGUAACUGGCUGUUGGGACCGUGCCGCGCGCUCCCUGUGCUGA
Molecule: messenger RNA, 522 nt
Organism: Pollicipes pollicipes
Lineage: Eukaryota; Metazoa; Arthropoda; Thecostraca; Pollicipedomorpha; Pollicipedidae
Product: transcription factor SPT20 homolog
Exons: 6
Coding region: 97-522 (141 amino acids)
Source: RefSeq, a predicted model, not a curated record